Populus nigra (black poplar) is the source of this 792-nucleotide messenger RNA. RefSeq lists its product as uncharacterized. NCBI's taxonomy places the organism in Eukaryota, Viridiplantae, Streptophyta, Magnoliopsida, Malpighiales, Salicaceae. The record is from RefSeq and is a predicted model, not a curated record. The transcript has 2 exons. Bases 42 to 737 code for a protein of 231 amino acids.
AUUUGUUAGAGGAUAUCAGAGAAUGUUGUUCGAUCACUUCCAUGCAGAUUGCUUGUGUCUCAAACUCAGCCUGCCAUGUGUGGAGGAAAACAAGCCCUCAGAGCCUGUUUGGUUGGAACAUAGGCAAGAGAAAUACUAAUGAUAGACCGCAACCUAAGUAUCACGAGGUUGAUCUUCCCUUCUCAACAUCUCUCGUUGACAAAACAUUCUUGAGGGGUAGGGAGCUCAAGUGCUGCUACAAAGCCACCAUUGACGGAUUUAGUGCGACCAAUUUCCAUGAUGGCUCUGACUUCAAGGGACCAUGUGUGAUCAUAGGUUACACAAACAAGUCCAUCAAGUUUGGUGCAUUUAACCCUGAAGGCUAUAGAAGCACAGAUGAUUACUAUGACACGUUUGAUGCAUUUCUCUUCUAUUGGACAGACACUGAGAAAAUUGACCCCAUCAUCUUACCCAAAGUUGGUGGCAGCGGUGCAGCCCUCUUUGAUUAUGCUCGAGGUGGACCUCAGUUUGGGGCUGAUGGGUUGCUAAUCGGGCCUCCACUAGCACCUGUCAUGGGCGGGUUUGCAGGACCUGAUACCAAUUCAGGAAUUGGUGACUUGAGGCAAGCCAAGUCCAGACUGGGAUUGUCAUACGCAAAAAGAGAAGACGGCAAGGAGUCUAUAUUCGGUGAUGAUUCCAGGGCAACUCUAGAAGAAGUCCAAGUUUUCUGCAGUCCUCAAAUAGCAAGUCUAUACUGAGGUAUCUAGAUACUGUAUAAGGCUCUAUAUAUAUAAGAAAAACCAUUUAAGAUUA